Rhipicephalus sanguineus (brown dog tick) is the source of this 1128-nucleotide messenger RNA. RefSeq lists its product as uncharacterized. Gene Ontology annotation, molecular function: single-stranded RNA binding. Gene Ontology annotation, biological process: retrotransposition. Lineage: Eukaryota; Metazoa; Arthropoda; Arachnida; Ixodida; Ixodidae. The record is from RefSeq and is a predicted model, not a curated record. Bases 55 to 1128 code for a protein of 357 amino acids. The transcript has a single exon. Gene Ontology annotation, cellular component: ribonucleoprotein complex.
GGCACGUUUACCUGUCACGCCCUCUUGGUCUUCGACACAAGCUUAUCAACCACAAUGUACUUGGAACCACUGGACUUCACCAAAUGCAACAGAUCUGGAUCCCUUCCGGCGCCACCGGUCAGCUACAUGGUCCUCGACAAAACCUGGUCGACGCUAUCAGCAUCGGCAUCGAUGCCCGUGUCGACUACAAAAGAGCGGCCUUUGCCGGCGGCGCUGUGUGGGCUCGGCGGCUGUGUACCAACGCAGAACGCUAAUCCUUUCACUCUUGUCAUGCAGGUUAGUAAAACUUACAGUCUUUUCGCUAAGAAGUCUAGUAAUUACCUGCUGUUUCAGCUGCCGAGCCCACACUGCUGCGUUCUUGUUGCACUUGAGUGUUCUCGUGUGAUUCGUGCCUUGUUGAUGAUGUCGGGCGAUAUUGAAAGCAAUCCGGGUCCUACUUCUAAUGCUGUACUAACUGAACUGCAGAAAUUGUCUGCCGGUCAGACGGAAUUAAUCAGUCAGGUACAGGACCUUAAUUCUCAUUUGUUAUCAACAGAUAAAUCUAUAGCAGAUCUCAGUAGACGCAUGACUGAUCUAGAAGGGCACUGUCAAAAUAUUAUUUCCUUGCGUACUGAUGUGGAAGCGCUUAGAAGAGACACCGCUCGCGCGAGUGACCUUUUGCGCAAGCUUGAAGCGCGCGUGGAUGACGCCGAGAAUCAUUCUCGGCGCAAUAACCUCAUAUUUUAUGGCCUUCCUGAAUCAACUGGAUCGGAAGCAUUUGCCCAAGUUGAACAACUCGUCAUCAAGCACUGCCAUGAUCAUCUGGGUAUUUCCAUCGAUCCGAAAGAAAUUGAGCGCGCGCAUCGUCUGGGUCGCCGCAAGGAUACUAACCACCAUCGGCCCGUAAUAGUUAAAUUCGCAUUCCAUAAAACAAAAGGAGAGAUUCUUUCUAAUGGACGGAAAUUUAAAGGAACCACUUUUAGUGUUGGUGAAGACUUUUCACGUCGUGUACAAAACGUCCGUCGGCAAUUGAUUGCCUUUGCUAAAACCAAGUCGCUGCCUUUUUCCAUCACUUACAAAACACUGCUAAUGGGUCACAAGCGCUACGUCUACGACGAGCAAUCGCAGACUGUAAGGGAAGCAUCGUAG